AUGGCAAGAUCGCAGCUUAUGGAGAACUUGGGGUUUUACCAGACGGAUUGCGAGUCCCUCUGGUCACAAAUUAAACGCCAAGAGAAGCAGAUACAGCUCAAAAGGAGGUGGUUGUUGGGGCUUCCUACUUCCAAAUCUGAGCAGAAGAAUUUGGAGAGGUGUGAGUUCUUGAACAACACGUGUUUGCCGGAAUCGUUUCUUAGGGAAGACGAUAUGUUCUAUGAGACUGUAAAAUCUUCUGUUGACACAGCUUUUGGAGCAUGUGAUAUUGAAGGAGGGAAUAGAGUAUUUCAAGAUGAUAUGAAAUUGCUUGACGCACCCUAUAUAUCCGGAGCCUUGUCAUCAUGCCUUGAUGAUUUAACUAACAAGGGUCUUUACCUUUUUGCUGUUAUACUAACAGGACGCUCAGUGAAGUUUGAGAAAACUCGUUGGAAGAUGAAAAGGGUUAUCAGAGAAUCUCUUCCAAAAGAUAAUUUUAUCACAUUUUCGUCCUCCAGAUUACAGUCUCAUCAUGCUGCUGUUAGAAAGGUGCUGGAUGGACUCAGGGACUUGCCUUAUGAGACCCUACUUGCAAUGCACAGAAAGCUUAAAGGAGGGCGACAAAGUCUACCGCAAUUACGGCCUAAGAAAAGUGGCUGGAAUCGAGACAGUCUAAUUAAUCAAGUGAGGAAAACAAUUGAAAAGAUGCUUUCAGAACUUUCAAUAGGUGAUGAACUGCAGGAGCCAUUAACCAAAGCCAUGGCAGUAGUAGGCUUAUCGCUGAAGUUGAUACCAGGUUUUCAUAAUUCCACCAUAACAGAGUUUCACCAAUUCACACCAGAAAUAAAGAUAUUGCAGGAUGAGAUAGCUAGGGCUAUUUGGAGUUUGCGAACAGCAAUUAGGAAAAUGCUAACUGAAUAUCUUUUCGAUUGUGGUGAUAUGGAUACCAUUCCCAAGGCGUUAUUAGAACUCUUGUUGUUAUCAACAGGAAUUCACAAAGUAAAGCAGAUUGUUUGGGAUUUGUCCCCUGACCAUGACUUGGAUUUAGAUUUUGAUGACGCAUAUAUGGAAGAAAUGGAGGAAUGUGAUGAUGAUGAUGAUAAGUCCAAUGGUGAUGAUAACGAAAAUAAUGGUCGGCUAGAGAAAGAUGGAUUAUGUGGAAGUGAUAUAUCUCAUUCUAAUGAUUCGUUUUAUGAAGCUGAAAGUACUGCGGAGUCAACACCAUUUGUUUGCAAGCCACCUACUGCUGAAACUACCAGAAAUGACUGUUAUCCUCUCCUUACCCCUAACAAAAGUGUACUUGUCGAGGGGCAGGAACCCAUGUUCUCCACUCAAGGAGAUUCUCUUGACUCCAGUAGUAUCAAAAGAGGGUUAGAUGGUAAUUAUAUUGAAAGACAUAAACCUGAAUGCAAUACUGGAAUGAACACAGAAAACCUGCUGCAUCUCAAGCCAGAAGAUACAUAUGAGAAACAAACCACUUGUAAAAACAAAUACCUCGCAGUUCAAGAAGUUUGUGAUGAGACAAGCAUAGUUGCCUAUAAUCUCAUUGGUCACGUGUUGGAGGAGUUUGCAAAGACAGAAGGUUUGGAUUUAAACUGGGAUGAUACUUUGUAUCUCAGAGGUGAUUGUGCAACUCAAGAAGUGGUAGAAGAAAAGCAGACAUUGUCUCACGAAAACGAAGAUGGUUCUAUAAUUGUUCGAGUAGUUGAGGAACUAGUACUUCUUUUCCACAGAGUAUUCACUGCACCUGGUCCUGAAUUUUGCAUUAGAAGCAUUAAGGAAGUUGGUGGGCCUACUAUAGCAUCUUAUGAGGCUUUCGUGGUGAUUUUCUGA
This is a messenger RNA of Prunus armeniaca (apricot), 1812 nucleotides long. The record is from the annotation of a GenBank genome assembly. Lineage: Eukaryota; Viridiplantae; Streptophyta; Magnoliopsida; Rosales; Rosaceae.